Molecule: messenger RNA, 594 nt
Organism: Saxophila tyrrhenica
Lineage: Eukaryota; Fungi; Ascomycota; Dothideomycetes; Mycosphaerellales; Extremaceae
Exons: 3
Coding region: 1-594 (197 amino acids)
Source: RefSeq, a predicted model, not a curated record
AUGGCGGAUGAGGAACCAACCUUCCAAUGUUCGGUCUGCUUGGGCGACGAACGCCCACCUCCCCGGCACAUCAAAGGUGAUUUGCUCUGUCAAGACUGCUACACGGAGUCGAUCACGAGGGAGUUCAAUAGGGCUUUCGAGAGUGUAGCAGGCUUCCCGCCGAAAUGGGGCAAUAUUGACACGACUAUACUUCAAGCAAACGACUUUGUUGAUGUACUUGGUGCCGACUUCGUGACUCGGUUCAACAGGAUUGCUGAGGACUACAGAAACGAAAACAUGGUCAAGGUUUACUGCACACACGUGAUGCAAAAAGCACAUGAACCGCUGAAGGGCGGCUCGCCGCCGGACGGCGUAGUGCUGGCAUUGUCUCCGGAAGCACUCGCAUCUCUUGAUGAGGAUACUCCGACCAUCGAGUGCAGGGGUAUGGUGGGCGAGAGGACCGAGCAACUUGGCAAUGUUCAGGAGUGUUACCACGGAAAAGUGUCACCUGCGAAGUGGCUUUGCACGCAGACGAGCACGAAUGUCUCCCUACCACACCCACCACCAUUGGACAAAUCUGGAGGACAGGGCGCGCUGGAGUUGACUGGUAAGUAA